CGAUAUCACCCGGACACAUAAAUACCCUGAGCAAGACCUCGACAACACACCUUCCAGAAGCGCGAAGCAGAGAACAAGCAAGGCGAACAGACAGGAUCUGAUUCUCAAAAUGGUCAGCGUUAAGGAGGUUCUGAUCGUGUCCGUUUUGGUGGGCGCUGUGGUGGUUUCCCCGGCAGACGCUGGCCCAAUGGCAUUCGACAGACCAGGAAGGUGCCGUGAUGUCGGGGGGAGCGGCAUCUGUGUCAUAGCCGCCGCCAACUGUCGAGGGGACUAUGACUGCGAAUACGGCUACAAGUGCUGUCCCGUUGGCUGUGGAAGGGAGUGCAUGCCAAUUGCUGAAUAGGAGAGUUCCGGAUCUGACUGUGCUGUGGUUUUCAUUGCCAUAAAUAUGGUAAAUUGCAUGUACACUUUUAUAACUUGGUAAAGUGUGCACCAUGGCAUGUCCAAGAGAUGGUCAAUAGAGUUUCAUAAAGGGGGGUAUUCCUGUGGUUGUGUAUUAUGUAUAAGUAAGCAGUACAGUGUAAUGAUUAUGAUAAUAGUAAUGAUUUAGAUAAAGGGGAUAAUUUAUAUGUACUGAAUCUUGCUGUAAUAUAAUUUGUUGGAUGAAAAAGUACGUUUGUAUUCUAUGUGAUAAGCAGUAUACUUUUGAAAGCAGGAUAACAUUAGUAGAGCAAUUUGUGAUAGUAUCAAUAUCAAAGUUACAUCUGCAAUCACAUUCAUAUUUGUAGUGAAAUGUAUUUAAAUUUAAUCCAAACCAUUAUCCAUAUUUUCACCUAGGAGAAUACACACUUUCAUGUUGAUGACGUCAUCAUCACGAAUCUCGGUGGUGACUUUGGCUCUUCAGGAAAAGGUUAUUCAUUUGUGCUGAUUCUUUGGGAUUAAAAAUAGCGUGGC
Penaeus vannamei (Pacific white shrimp) is the source of this 894-nucleotide messenger RNA. Its product is annotated as WAP four-disulfide core domain protein 5. Lineage: Eukaryota; Metazoa; Arthropoda; Malacostraca; Decapoda; Penaeidae. Gene Ontology annotation, molecular function: peptidase inhibitor activity. The record is from RefSeq and is a predicted model, not a curated record. Gene Ontology annotation, cellular component: extracellular region.